This is a messenger RNA of Rotaria socialis, 1158 nucleotides long. The record is from the annotation of a GenBank genome assembly. NCBI's taxonomy places the organism in Eukaryota, Metazoa, Rotifera, Eurotatoria, Philodinida, Philodinidae.
AUGUCAUCUACCGAAGACGCAUCAAAAUAUGCUCGGGAUCAAGUUCAAUGGUUACUUGAAAAUCAAUGUCGAAUACCAAUACGUUCAAUAACACCAAUUAGUUUCUAUUAUAAAACAUCGGAUACGUUACUUGAUGAAGCUGAUUUUUAUUAUAGAAAUAGUCAAUUAGAACAAAGUUUUAUUCUCUAUUCAAGAUAUAUUACGUUAUUUGUAGAAGAACUUAAAUUACAUCAUCCAGGUUAUGCGACAGUAUCAGUCAAUGACCGUGAACAUGUUAAAGAAAUUAUUCGAUCAAAAGCUUUUCCUCGCGCAGAAGAACUUAAAGAAAAAUUAAAAGAAAAAUAUUCACGUGAAUAUGAAUCAAAACAAAAGGCAAUACAAGAAGAAGAAGUAGCUAAAAUUGCCGCUGUACCAUUGGGUAAACCAGCCACUAAUUUUCAUAAUGAAAAUGAACAAACACUUGAACAACUUAAAACUACUUAUGCGCCAAUGCCACCAGCACAUGUUGCUUUAUUUGCUAUACCACCAACGGAUAGUGUCCUGCCACUAAGUAAUAAAGAACCUGCCAAGCCUGCUUUUGAUCGUUCACGAAAACCAAUGAUGAACUUCGGAAAUUCUUCUAUGACAACACUCCGUCGCAUUUCUAUUCCAUGUGAUAUUACAGCAAAAUUUCUUCAAGCUGCCCAGCGAAACACAGACCGAAAAAUUGAAACAUGUGGUAUUCUCGCAGGCAGCAAGAGAGAUAAUAAUUAUAUGAUAACACAUAUUGUUGUACCAAAACAAAAUGGUGGACCAGAUUCAUGCGAUACAGAAAAAGAAGAAGAAAUGGUUGAAUAUGUUGCUAAUAAUAAUUUAAUCACACUUGGCUGGAUUCAUACACAUCCAACACAAACUGUAUUUUUAUCAAGUGUUGAUCUUCACACACAUUUACCUUAUCAAAUGUUAAUGCAAGAAGCAGUAGCUAUUGUUAUAAGUCCUAAAUACAACGAGACUGCAAUAUUUUCGCUAACACCAGAUACAGGUAUUCCCAUUAUAUCAACAUGUAAAAAGACAGGUUUUCAUGAACAUAUCAAUAAUCCGCCUCUAUUUUUGCCUUCGACGCACACAAGUUAUGAUCCUGGUCUACUAUGCCACAUUGUUGAUCUUCGAAAUAAUUGA